This is a messenger RNA of Sycon ciliatum, 596 nucleotides long. RefSeq names its product small ribosomal subunit protein uS12. Bases 124 to 555 code for a protein of 143 amino acids. The transcript has 3 exons. Gene Ontology annotation, cellular component: cytosolic small ribosomal subunit; ribosome. Gene Ontology annotation, molecular function: structural constituent of ribosome. Lineage: Eukaryota; Metazoa; Porifera; Calcarea; Leucosolenida; Sycettidae. The record is from RefSeq and is a predicted model, not a curated record. Gene Ontology annotation, biological process: translation.
CCGCUUGUACAUGCGCAUUAUGCAUGUCAUAAUCGGGCACGAGGGCAAGGACCGUCAUGGUAACAACAUUCUGCAGUCAGCCAUCUUGUCGUUCUUUUUCUCUUGCGUCUUGCAAGCACAACCAUGGGUAAGCCAAGGGGUAUCCGUACUGCUCGCAAGCUGCGCUUCCAUCGUCGUGACCAGAAAUGGCAUGACAAGCAGUACAAAAAGGCCCAUUUGGGAACGGCAUUGAAGGCUAAUCCCUUCGGUGGUGCUUCUCACGCCAAGGGAAUCGUCCUGGAGAAAGUUGGUGUUGAGGCCAAGCAGCCUAACUCUGCCAUCCGAAAGUGCGUCAGGGUCCAGCUGAUCAAGAACGGAAAGAAGAUCACAGCUUUCGUGCCCCGUGACGGUUGCCUCAACUACAUUGAGGAGAACGACGAGGUUCUGGUAGCUGGAUUCGGACGUAAGGGACACGCUGUCGGUGAUAUUCCCGGAGUCCGUUUCAAGGUCGUCAAGGUUGCCAACGUUUCCCUGCUCGCCCUGUACAAGGAGAAGAAGGAGAGACCACGUUCAUAAACAUCAAAAACAUGCCCUAAUAAACCAGUCUCACCACUCAA